This is a messenger RNA of Eptesicus fuscus (big brown bat), 3421 nucleotides long. It is a transcript of the gene SF1, whose product is annotated as splicing factor 1. Gene Ontology annotation, molecular function: zinc ion binding; mRNA binding. Gene Ontology annotation, cellular component: nucleus. The record is from RefSeq and is a predicted model, not a curated record. Gene Ontology annotation, biological process: regulation of mRNA splicing, via spliceosome. The transcript has 14 exons. Bases 370 to 2643 code for a protein of 757 amino acids. Lineage: Eukaryota; Metazoa; Chordata; Mammalia; Chiroptera; Vespertilionidae.
AUGAAGUGCGCGCUGCGACACCUCCCAGCUCUCCAGGCUCGGCCGCCAUUUCCUCGCCAGGCCUAACGGUCCGGCCAAUCCCAGCGCACAGCGAGAAGGACUGAAGCUCCGCCAAUCGGAGGCCGCCGAUCCGACCCUUUGCCUCAGCCCGGCCCAAUCCAGGCUUCGGCCCGUCGCCCCCUGCCCGCCCCCGUGGCGCCCUCUCUCCUCCCUCUUUGUGCGUCUCGCGCCGCCGCCGCCGCCCGCCGCGUGAGAGGAAGGGCUCCGCGCGUUCCGCGGCAACGCAGUCGAGUCCCCUCCCCCCGGAAGGUUCGCUAAGGAGAAGCCGCCGCCGAAGAGGAGCCGCCGGUGCGGGUCCCCGGGGGCGCCAUGGCUACCGGAGCGAAUGCCACGCCGCUGGGUAAGCUGGGCUCCCCCGGCCUUCCCUCCCUUCCCGGGCCUAAAGGGAGCUUCGAGCCGGUGCCACCGCCUGUCCCCGGGCCUGGGGCGGGGCUGCUGGUGCCCGGGCCGCCGCCUCCUCCGCCCGUGGGGGCCCUGACCGCGGCCUUCCCCUUCGCGGCGCUGCCUCCUCCUCCUCCUCCGCCUCCCCCCCCGCCGCCGCCGCCGCCACCGCCGCCGCCCUCCCCGGGCUCCUCGUACCCGCCGCCGCAGCCGCCCCCUCCGCCGCCGCUCUACCAGCGCGUGUCGCCGCCACCGCUGCCGCCACCCCAGCCGCCGCGUCAGGACCAGCAGCCGGGCCCGGCCGGCGGCGGAGGAGAUUUCCCAAGUAAGAAGCGGAAGAGGAGCCGCUGGAACCAAGACACAAUGGAACAGAAAACGGUGAUUCCAGGAAUGCCUACAGUUAUCCCCCCUGGACUUACUCGGGAACAAGAGAGAGCUUAUAUAGUGCAACUGCAGAUAGAAGACCUGACUCGUAAACUGCGCACAGGAGACCUGGGCAUCCCCCCUAACCCUGAGGACAGGUCCCCUUCCCCUGAGCCCAUCUACAAUAGCGAGGGGAAGCGGCUUAACACCCGUGAGUUCCGCACGCGCAAGAAACUGGAAGAGGAGCGACAUAACCUCAUCACAGAAAUGGUUGCUCUCAACCCUGACUUCAAGCCACCUGCAGAUUACAAACCUCCAGCGACACGUGUGAGCGAUAAAGUAAUGAUUCCACAAGAUGAGUAUCCAGAAAUCAACUUUGUGGGGCUGCUCAUUGGGCCCAGAGGGAACACGUUGAAGAACAUAGAGAAGGAGUGUAAUGCGAAGAUAAUGAUCCGGGGGAAAGGGUCUGUGAAAGAAGGGAAAGUUGGGCGCAAAGAUGGCCAGAUGUUGCCAGGAGAAGAUGAGCCACUUCAUGCCCUGGUUACCGCCAACACCAUGGAGAAUGUGAAGAAAGCAGUAGAACAGAUAAGAAACAUCUUGAAGCAAGGGAUUGAGACCCCUGAGGACCAGAAUGACCUACGGAAGAUGCAGCUUCGGGAGUUGGCUCGCUUGAAUGGGACCCUUCGGGAAGAUGAUAACAGGAUCUUAAGACCCUGGCAGAGCUCAGAGACCCGUAGCAUUACCAAUACUACAGUGUGUACCAAGUGUGGAGGGGCUGGCCACAUUGCUUCUGAUUGCAAAUUCCAAAGGCCUGGUGACCCACAGUCAGCUCAGGAUAAAGCUCGGAUGGAUAAAGAGUAUUUGUCCCUCAUGGCUGAACUGGGAGAAGCUCCUGUGCCAGCAUCUGUGGGCUCCACCUCGGGGCCUGCCAGCACACCUCUGGCCAGUGCACCUCGGCCUGCUGCUCCCGCCAACAACCCACCUCCACCGUCUCUCAUGUCUACCACCCAGAGCCGCCCACCCUGGAUGAAUUCUGGCCCUUCAGAGAGUCGGCCCUACCACGGCAUGCACGGAGGUGGUCCCGGUGGGCCUGGAGGCGGCCCCCACAGCUUCCCACAUCCGUUACCCAGCCUCACAGGUGGGCAUGGUGGGCAUCCCAUGCAGCACAACCCUAAUGGACCCCCACCUCCUUGGAUGCAGCCACCACCACCACCGAUGAACCAGGGCCCCCACCCACCUGGGCACCAUGGCCCUCCUCCAAUGGAUCAGUACCUGGGAAGUACGCCUGUGGGCUCUGGGGUCUAUCGCCUGCAUCAAGGAAAAGGUAUGAUGCCGCCACCGCCUAUGGGCAUGAUGCCGCCACCGCCGCCGCCACCCAGUGGGCAACCUCCUCCCCCGCCUACUGGUCCUCUUCCUCCAUGGCAACAGCAGCAGCAGCAGCCUCCACCACCCCCCCCGCCCAGCAGCAGUAUGGCUUCCAGUACCCCCUUGCCAUGGCAGCAAAAUACGACGACUACCACCACGAGCGCUGGCACAGGGUCCAUCCCGCCAUGGCAACAGCAGCAGGCGGCUGCCGCAGCUUCUCCAGGAGCCCCUCAGAUGCAAGGCAACCCCACUAUGGUGCCCCUGCCCCCCGGGGUCCAGCCGCCUCUGCCGCCCGGGGCCCCUCCCCCUCCGCCGCCUCCGCCACCUGGUUCCGCCGGCAUGAUGAUCCCUCCCCGCAGCAGCGAUGGCCCGAGCCAUGAGAGUGAGGACUUUCCGCGCCCAUUGGUGACCCUUCCAGGCAGACAGCCUCAGCAGCGCCCCUGGUGGACAGGAUGGUUCGGCAAAGCAGCCUGAGUUAUUUUUGUGGACGGAAUCGGAACACGCUGGCUCCAUAUUGUGAAAUUUUUAUUAAUUUUUUUCUUUUUCCUUUGUUAUUUCCUUAUCUCUUCCUUUCUUCAGACUCCGUCCAAGGAGAUGCUCUCCCCGGUCUUCUGCUGCAAUCAGAUUACUUUUCCUUUUCUCCAUUCCUCACUCUUCUCUUUCCAAGGAGAGAGGAGCAAAUGGUGUUAGGCCGAGGCCUUGGCCACUAAUGUCAGGCUAGUUUGGACAGAGGUGUUCCUUUGGUUCUAAGAUUUCCAAGGUGCCAUCGCCACCCCAAGAUGAUGAUGAUUUUCUUAAGUGUGGGAUUUUGUGUCUGCUACCCUCAGAGUAGUGGCUUCAUCGCCAGGCCCGGGAUUCAGUGUCCAUCCUGACACCCCUGCCAGCAGUCGGGUGUGGCUGCCCAACCACCUUGGGCUUGUCUGCCAGACCAGGUCGUUCCCACUUUCCUGAGCGCCUGAGCUGCCUCGUUCCAUUUGUUCCUCUCCUUCCUGGAAGGCUGCCUUUCAAGUUUUCUUUUAAUUCCAAAUGUCUGGAUGUUUUGCAGUGUCUAGGGUGUUGAGCCCCUUGUUUUUUCGUUCUGCUCCCCCACCCCGUCCCUUUCCAUGGAGUGAUUAUGUUGACAAUAAUGUAUAACGCGCGUUCUCUUCACUGGUUUAUCUGCAGAAAUUUCUCUGGGCUUUUUUUUUUUCCAGUGUAUGAUUCAACACUGCGUUAAAGGGGGAUGUUCCAUUGAAUAAAAGAGCAGUGUGGU